Molecule: messenger RNA, 850 nt
Organism: Thecamonas trahens ATCC 50062
Lineage: Eukaryota; Apusomonadida; Apusomonadidae
Product: C-4 sterol methyl oxidase
Exons: 1
Coding region: 1-765 (254 amino acids)
Biological process (GO): sterol biosynthetic process
Molecular function (GO): iron ion binding; C-4 methylsterol oxidase activity
Source: RefSeq, a predicted model, not a curated record
AUGUUCUUUGUUGUCGGCUUUAUGACUGUCCACGAGCUUGUGUUUGUCGGGCUCUCGGGCGCCAUUGCAGCGGUAGGCGCCGCAGGCCUCCUCGAACGGUACCGCAUCCAGCAGCGGACACCGUCACGAUCGCUGGUGGUAGCAUGCAUCAAGAGCUUGCUGGUGGGGCAUCUGAUUGUCCAGCCUCUCCAGCUGUUCCUCCUCUACCCGGUGUUUGUGGCCCUCGGCAUGUCGGCCGAUCCGGCGGACAUGCCCUCGGCGGCCGUGGCCAUCGCCCAGCUCCUCGCCUGCUUUGUCAUCAACGAGACCGGGUUCUACUGGUCACAUCGGUGGCUCCAUUCCGAGUGGCUCUUCAAGACCGUUCAUGCACGACACCACAAGUUCGGCUCGACCAUCGGCAUCGCCGCCGAGUACGCCCAUCCGUUUGAACAGCUCGUUUCCAACGGCUUGCCGACCAUCGGCGGCCCGCUGCUCCUUGGCACUCACAUGUCCAUCACAUUUCUCUGGCUCGCUAUUCGCAUCUAUCUCACCGUCGACAACCACUGCGGCUUCGCCCUACCCUGGUCGCCUGCGCACUGGGGCGGCGCGGCCAAGGUCAACCCGUUUGCCUCGCACCCGCUCGCCCACAACUUUCACCACUCGCACAACUCUGGCUGCUACGGCGGCAACUCGUUCUUCUGGGACUGGAUCAUGGGCACCGACGCUGACUUUAACCACCAUCUCGCCGCCAUCAACAGCGCGGAAAAGUCGGCCAAGGCCGAGUAGUAGCGCACGGCAUCCGAGCCGCUGGCUUGCCGCCACCGUCAGGCGUCAUCCGCCCGCGAUCCGCCAGCCACGUCUCCUUCCUCAU